UUCAACGUUUAUUCACGGCAGUUAAGUUGCCCGAAGCCCGGCAUAUGAAGAAGUUUAUCGAUUCACAAUAACUUGUCGUGUUAACAUUCUCUAAACAAUUCUUCCUAGGAUGAAAUGGAUUGCGUGUUUUUUUUAUUUGACGUUGAGAUCAGUUCAUACGGAAGGCUUUAAUGGUACUCAAGACAAUGCAGUCUCUAUCAUAUUUGUCGGUGACGUAAGUUUUGGCAGUUGCAUCAUGUACUAUGUCAAUCAUGGCUACAACUAUUACAAUGACACCUUGGUAAAAGUAGCUGGACCUAUCAAAAACGCUGAUAUUGCUGUUGGCAACCUGGAGUCACCGUAUGUGACGAAAACAAUGAUGAAAGACAGCUACAAAGGAAGAAAAAAUGUUUACAUAAACGCUCAUCCUGACAGUGCAGCCGCGCUUCGGCUCGCUGGAUUUGAUAUCAUGAGCCUUGCUAACAAUCAUCUCAACGAUUUUGGUGAAAAACCAGUAAAUUAUACAAUGAAAGCUCUGGCCGAUGUCGGAAUAAAAAGCUUUGGUACGAAUUUCGGCGAAUACGACACGCCACAGCGAUCAGUAAUACUAGAGAAAAAGGGAGUAAAAAUUGGGUUUCUCGGUUAUUGUGAUGUGUAUUUUCGAACUCGUGAUAGUUGCUCGAAGAUACGAAAAACGUACGAUGCUGGACCAGCCAUUUAUAGUAACCGCAUUGCUGAAAGGGAUGUUCAGCAUUUAAAGGGUCAAGGCGUUGAUGUAGUUCUAGUCUAUAUGCACUGGGGUAGAGAAUACAGGCUCCGUCCUAACAGACGCCAAAAGCGUAUAGCUGAAUAUCUUCAUUCACUCGGUGUCUCGGCUGUGAUUGGUGCACAUAGUCAUACACUACAACCUCACAGUAAAACGAAGAAUCAGCUCACCGUCUAUAGUCUUGGGAACUUUUUAUUUCCUCAACAUAGAACAAGAUUUUGGAUUUUCCGCGCUAAACACGCCCGUAAAGUAAUGAGACUAACAAAGAAAAGGAUUGCUGAGUUUGAAAGAAAAGCCUCAACUCAAGUGGGCCCAACAACGUUCUCCAGGAUUCUUCGACUGCGUGUCACCAGAAAAGGCGUGGAAAGUGCAUCAUAUCUCCCUGUGCAAAUUAAGUUUGAUCCUACACACAAGACUUUACAACCAACAUUGACAAACGGCACACAUUGGAUUGAGGUGUGUUCACCAGAGGAUAAAGAAUGUUCACGCAUGAACGAUACCCGCAGAAAGGGUAAAAAUCUGCACCUAUAGCUGUCUAAAAAGGAUGAUCACCGGCGACACACUCCGAUAUUAUAUACAAGACAAUACAUGGAUUUAUAUAGCUGUUCAAGAGGUUACAAUCACGGCACUAUGUCUGCAUAUAAGGGAAACGUAUAAAUAAUAGAUAAGUAUAUACCUGAGUGCGAGGUCUUUAUUUAGGAAAAACACACCGAGGACUGUACACUAGUUUUGCUUAAAUUUUUAAUGCAUUAUUUCAAUUAAACAACAUAACUAAUGGCUGCUUAUGCUUUUGCCGCAUACAUAGACAACUGCAAAAGUUCUUGUCUUUAGUUAUCUUGCAUGUUUGGCCAUUAUACACCUCACACAUGCAGUUAUAACUAACCGUCUGACGCUAUAUCAGAAGUAAAAUAUUUGUUUGGUUGCGAGUGUAAAUACCUCAAGAGGGACGCGGCCCCGCUAGAGAAACAUUGAUUUAAAAUUUCUAAGGUUUCGUAUAGAUACUAUACGAGCAAUAAUAGAGCACUUGGAAAACUACUAUGGCACCAUGAAUAGCGCCAUCCAGCCUUCGUAUAACCGGUCCUGCUCAUCAGUGUAUCCUCACAAUAAUGCUCGAGCCGGCGGUAGGUGGCAUAUGCGUCAGCGCAGAAAUUCAGCUUAGGAGAAUACCUCCCAUUUUUAAAGUGUUUCUGCGCAUCUGUUCUGCUAAUAACAAAUCAUAGACUAGACUACUUGAUUUAAAAUUACUGAAAUUUAGCAUGUCUCUUAUUUUUCUAACCAACUCAAAAUCAUUUAGAACUAUAGUGAACCAAAAUAAUGUCAAACAUUCUGACCGUUAUUGAC
This is a messenger RNA of Dendronephthya gigantea, 2086 nucleotides long. Its product is annotated as capsule biosynthesis protein CapA-like. The transcript is spliced from 7 exons. The coding region runs from base 110 to 1276 and encodes 388 amino acids. The record is from RefSeq and is a predicted model, not a curated record. NCBI's taxonomy places the organism in Eukaryota, Metazoa, Cnidaria, Anthozoa, Malacalcyonacea, Nephtheidae.